AGCUGUGAGCGAGCUGUGAGCGAGUGGGAGACGGCGAGGAGCGUCAGCACACGCGACAACAAAAGGGGACAUCAUGAGCGACGUGAAGGCCACGGACUUACAGCGACUGUUUUCCUUUCGCCAACAUCUCAACACGUUCCACGAGAUGUGGCUGGCAAUAUGGACAUGGGAGCUUGGGGCGUUUGCGGUGUCACAUGCGAUUGCCGGGUUCAUUGCGUUUCUGCGGUUCCGCAAAGAUACCAAGUUUGCGUGGAUCGUUCCGCUCUUCUUCCUUCUCGUUGGCGGCAUCAUAUGUGCCACCGCCGGCGUCAUCACAGCACUGUUAAUCGCAUCCAUAUACACGCAGCUGGACAUCACCAUGACCACCACCGAGGCAAUGAUCUGGGGUGUGGGACAGUUUGGACUGUACUUCCUCUCAAGCUUCUAUCACAACUACCAAACGCUGUGAUUGCCGCCACAUAACACAAACAAUGUCAGCGCUUUUUCACCCGUGCACAUACAGACAAACUGACGGUUUCAUCUUGCCCCCUCCCCUCAAUCCCCGUCCACACCACAGCACCGCUAGCUGCCUUUCUUCAUGUCAUCAUGAUCAUGGUCACCUUCUUCUUGAUCUCCUUGCUUUUCUUCCCAGUGCCUACUUGCCCCAAGUGCACCUAAUUGCCCUCGUAAUUUAUCC
Molecule: messenger RNA, 676 nt
Organism: Salpingoeca rosetta
Lineage: Eukaryota; Choanoflagellata; Craspedida; Salpingoecidae
Exons: 4
Coding region: 74-448 (124 amino acids)
Source: RefSeq, a predicted model, not a curated record